This is a messenger RNA of Solanum verrucosum, 2598 nucleotides long. Its product is annotated as auxin response factor 18-like. Lineage: Eukaryota; Viridiplantae; Streptophyta; Magnoliopsida; Solanales; Solanaceae. The transcript has 3 exons. Gene Ontology annotation, cellular component: nucleus. Gene Ontology annotation, molecular function: protein binding; DNA binding. Gene Ontology annotation, biological process: regulation of DNA-templated transcription; response to hormone. Bases 136 to 2220 code for a protein of 694 amino acids. The record is from RefSeq and is a predicted model, not a curated record.
GCUUAAAGAAUAUUUGUUUCUUUUUAUUUGAUGACAGCAUUUCUAUUCCUAAUGGGAAAGUAAGUAUUUAUGAGGUGAAAGACUUGUUGGUUCUUGAAUUGAUUGUCAUAUUAGUAAGAUUUUGUUGACAUCAAGAUGAUUACAUUUAUGGAUCCAAAGGACAAAGUGAAGGAAAUAGAAAAGUGUUUAGAUUCUCAACUAUGGCAUGCUUGUGCUGGUAGUAUGGUACAAAUGCCUUCAAUUAGUUCAAAAGUUUUCUACUUUCCUCAAGGACACUCAGAGCAUGCCUCUGGAAAUGUUGAUUUUAGGAGCUCCAUUAGGAUUCCGUCGUAUAUUCCUUGUAAAGUCUCCGCAAUUAAGUAUAUGGCAGAUCCUGAGACUGAUGAGGUUUUUGCCAAAAUUAGGUUGAUUCCUGUUGGUAGGAAUGAGGUUGAAUUUGAUGAUGAUGGGGUUGUUGGGAUGAAUGGUUCGGAUAACCAAGAUAAGCCUAGUUCAUUUGCUAAGACGUUAACGCAAUCAGAUGCGAAUAAUGGUGGAGGUUUCUCUGUCCCAAGGUAUUGUGCAGAGACGAUCUUUCCUCGUCUGGAUUACUCUGCGGAUCCUCCUGUUCAGACCAUCCUUGCUAAGGAUGUUCAUGGGGAGACGUGGAAAUUCAGGCAUAUUUAUAGAGGGACGCCAAGGCGCCAUCUGUUGACGACUGGAUGGAGUACUUUUGUGAACCAUAAAAAGCUCGUCGCGGGUGAUUCCAUUGUGUUCUUGAGGGCUGAAAACGGGGACCUUUGUGUAGGCAUUCGGAGGGCAAAGAGGGGAAUUGGAGGUGGACCUGAGACUUCUUCUGGAUGGAAUCCGGCUGGAGGGAAUUGUAUGGUACCAUACGGAGGGUUUUCCAGUUUUCUUAGGGAAGAUGAGAAUAAAUUAAUGAGAAAUGGGAAUGGGAAUAAUGGUGGGAACUUGAUGAACAAGGGAAAAGUGAAGGCAGAAUCAGUUGUUGAAGCUGCAAAUCUUGCAGCCAGUGGACAGCCAUUUGAGGUGAUCUACUACCCUCGUGCUAGUACUCCGGAGUUCUGCGUGAAGUCAUCGCUUGUAAAGUCAGCAUUGCAGAUCCGUUGGUGCUCGGGGAUGAGGUUCAAGAUGCCUUUUGAAACUGAAGAUUCUUCACGGAUAAGUUGGUUCAUGGGAACUAUAUCUUCAGUUCAGGUCUCCGAUCCCGUUCGAUGGCCAGAUUCACCGUGGAGGCUUCUUCAGGUGACGUGGGACGAACCUGAUCUGCUCCAAAACGUAAAACGUGUCAGCCCAUGGCUUGUGGAAUUAGUCUCAAACAUGCCUACCAUUCAUCUUUCUCCCUUUUCGCCCCCACGAAAGAAACUAAGAUUACCUCAACAUCCAGAUUUUCCUCUCGAUGGCCACCUUCCUAUGCCGGCUUUCUCCGGCAACCACCUUCUAGGGCCUAAUAGCCCCUUUGGUUGUCUUCCCGACAACACCCCUGCUGGCAUGCAGGGAGCCAGGCAUGCUCAAUAUGGUUUAUCAUUAUCAGAUCUCCAUUUCAAUAAGUUGCAUUCUAGUUUGUUUCCGGUUGGUUUUCCACCACUUGAUCAGGCUGCAGCAGCACCUCGUAGACCCCUGAAUAUUCCAAUGAUCAGCAAGCCAUGCAACAAUGAGAAUAUAUCUUGCUUGCUAACCAUGGGAAAUUCUGCUCACUCUACGAAGAAAUCUGAUAUUGGGAAAGCACCACAACUCGUGCUUUUUGGUCAACCUAUACUUACUGAGCAGCAGAUCUCUCUUAGCUGCUCGGGAGAUACUGUUUCUACUGUUCGUACAGGGAAUAGUUCCUCUGAUGGAAAUGCUGAUAAAAUCGGGAACGUGUCCGAUGGUUCAGGUUCUGCACUCAAUCAACGUGGAUUAACAGAACGCUCACCAUGCGACACAUUUCAAUCUGAGCCUAAUACCGAGAUUGGACACUGUAAGGUUUUUAUGGAAUCAGAAGAUGUAGGUCGCACUCUGGAUCUUUCAUUGCUAGGAUCUUACGAAGAGUUAUGCAGGAAAUUGGCAAAUAUGUUCGGUAUUGACAACUCGGAGAUGCUUAAUCACGUACUUUACCGGGAUACCACUGGCUCGGUCAAGCAACUUGGUGAUGAACCAUAUAGCGACUUCAUGAAAACAGCGCGAAGGUUAACAAUUCUAACUGAUUCAAGCAGUGACAAUGUAGGAAUCAGGGAAUAGAGAGAACAAGUAAAUCUCCACUUUCCUUUUUUCGAACUGUAUAGCUGGAUGAUCGAGUGCUUUGUUCCUAACAUCUCAACUCUUUCGGACAUGCUGACGAUGAUGAUGUUCAAUUUACCUAGUUCAUGAGUGGAAAAGUUUGCGUUUUGCAUCAACGUUUCAGUAUAUUUACUAGUAGUUUUCACUUUUCUUGGGAUCGUUUCCGAGUUUUUGUUUCAAGACAAUACCUACAAAGAACAAGAUAGAACUUGUUUUUUGUAGGCUUUGUCUGCUAAUUCUAGUACUCCAUUUGUUAAUUAAAGGCCUUCUAAGAAGGCUUAAAAGACUUGUUCUAGUUUCUGUUUUCUAUAUAUCUAAUCAGUAUAUAGUUUAAAAGUU